UCAAAUAGUGCAAGGACUAUUUACUCAACGAUUCAAUUGUAGGUGUGGCUUUCCUUUCUAAUCAGCAUAUAUUAAUUGAAUGCACGUGGAACCUAAACAUAUCUACUUAGCAUUUUAUCACCAGAAUAGAUAUUUAGUAACGUAAUUCACCUUUUUGAAAUAUUUUGGUAUCGUUUCAUUAUCAGAAAGUUAUAAAUAAGGGUGCACAAAAUAUUUUGAACAAAAUUUAUCAAGAGCAGGUUACAAGUAUGUGCUAUGGAAACCCGAAAAUUAUUUUUCUCUUGUUUUCACUCCUUUCUUGGGAGUCUGUGACAGGUUAUUGUAAUACCCAAAACAGAAGAAGCGCGACUCCCAUCAAUGAGGUUGACUAUUUAACGAAUCUGAUAGAGACUGCUCAGAAGAAUGCACUCACCUACCAAUUUCCAAAGAAUGCUGACAGAUACAAACCAACUGACGAAAAUAAAAUUGAAGAUUUUGGAACAUACGACUUUAUCAUCGUCGGUGCAGGAGGAUCCGGUACUGUGGUUGCAAGCCGAUUAUCAGAAAAUGAAAAUUUCAAUGUUCUACUGCUGGAAGCCGGAGACUUUGGAAAUAACUUCACUGACAUUCCCGCCAUGUACUUUCCUGUUGAGUACACCGACUAUAACUGGGGAUUCUUCAGCACUCCACAAAAGACUUGCUGCUUGGGAAUGGUUGACAAAAAAUGUCCGCUGCCAAGAGGAAGAGGAGUUGGUGGCUCUACAUUGAUUAAUGGUGGAAUAUACGCGAGAGGCUCAAGAUUAGAUUUCGAUAGGUGGGCAAAGCAUGUGAACGACUCUACGUGGUCAUAUGAAAAAGUAUUACCUUACUUCAAAAAAUCUGAAGAUUUCCACCACCGCGAUAAAGCAGCACCAGUUUAUGAACCAGUCCAUGGCAAAGGUGGAUUAUGGAACGUGGAAUAUCAUCUACCCAGAAGUCCACAGCUGAAUUCUUGGCUAGCAGCAAAUGAAGAACUGGGUUAUGGAGUUGCAGAUUACAAUUCCGGAACAGGUCUUGGAGUCUCUCCCUUUCAGUUAAAUACGAUAAAUGGUAGACGACUAGAUGGAGGGAAAGCUUUUAUCCAUCCGUUCCUCGGAAGAAAGAAUUUACAUGUAGUGAAAGAGGCAUACGUCACCAAAAUUCUGAUAGAUCACAUUCGUUCAUCUGCAGAAGGGGUUGUUUUCACCCUGCAUCACAAAAAAUAUACCGCUAAAGCUAGCAAGGAAGUCAUAAUGAGUGCAGGAGUGUUUCAAACUCCACAACUCCUGAUGUUAUCAGGCAUUGGCCCCAAGAAACAUUUGGAGUCUUUGAAUAUACCUGUGGUGAAAAAUUUACAGGUUGGUAGUUUUCUAAAGGACCACCCUACGUUUUAUGGUGUCGUCUUCGGUUCGAACUAUACGGAACCAACCAAACCACUGAAAGAACAGGUUGAGGAGUACUUGAGGGGUUACGGAGCACUAUCUCUAUCUGGAAAUAACCAAGGAGUUGGAUUUUUCGAAUCAAAAUUCACAAAAGGUACUGGGUAUCCGGAUAUAGAAAUUGGAAUGGUACCAGCUGUGGCUAUAAGCGACUUAUCACAACGGACUUUCUCACUAACUGAUCAAACUUAUGAGGAUCUGUGGAAGCCCAUGAACACAUCCCAAAGUUAUAUAACUUACGUUAUUUCACUCCAUGCAGAAUCUACUGGAACUGUGAGAUUGAAUAGUUCGGAUCCAUAUGAAUACCCAAUAGUGGAUGUCAACUUUUUAUCCGACCCCAAAGGCAAGGACAUCGAAACUAUUUAUGAAGGAGUUCAGAUCUUGAUGAAUCUUUCCAAAACACAAGCUUUCCAGAAGAUUGGUGCUAAACUCGGAGGUAGACAGUUGAAAGCUUGCAAAGAAUUCGAAUACUUGAGCAAACCUUAUUGGUACUGUGCUAUAAGACAAGUGACCAUGAAUAUUUACCAUCCAGCAUCGACAUGUCCCAUGGGAAAUAAUCCGGAAAGAGGUGAUGUCGUAGACUCGCAUUGCAAGGUUCAUGGAAUGAAGAAAUUGAGGAUUGCGGACGCAAGCGUCUUUCCUUUUUCAUUGGCUGGUCACCCCACUGCCGCAGUGGUAAUGGUUGGAGAAGUAGUGUCGGAUUUGAUAAAAAAAGAGUAUCAAUAAUGUUCCAUCACUAGUUUCAUUAUUAGUUUUAGGAGUAGGUUUGAUGUCAACUGAAAAUUGAGAAUGAGUUACUUUGUUUCCCGGUAGUUGAAUAAAAAUGUUCACAUCAUCA
Molecule: messenger RNA, 2274 nt
Organism: Leptinotarsa decemlineata (Colorado potato beetle)
Lineage: Eukaryota; Metazoa; Arthropoda; Insecta; Coleoptera; Chrysomelidae
Product: glucose dehydrogenase [FAD, quinone]
Molecular function (GO): flavin adenine dinucleotide binding; oxidoreductase activity, acting on CH-OH group of donors
Source: RefSeq, a predicted model, not a curated record